GGAUUUUUAGACACUCAUGUUUUUUUUGUUUUUUUUCAAAAAGGUACCUUCUUUUUUCUAUUUUUGUAAUUUUUAGAUUAAUCAAGAACUGAUUAUUAUGCUGUUUAUUUUGGUAUUAUUGUGUUAAGUAUUGUGGUCUGGGUAUUUUAGUUUUUGAUGUUUAUUGGUAUUUUUAGACACCCAUAUGGCUUUUUUCUUAAAAAGUUUCUAUUUUUGAAAUUUUUAGAUAGAUCAAGAACUGAUUAUGCUGUCGAUUUUGGUAUUAUUCUGCUUCUUUUUUUUUUUUUUUUUUUUUUUUUUUUGGGAGUUUUUCAUAUAUGGUCUGAAUUUUCGAUGUUUCGUGGUAAUUUUUGGAUACCCAUAUGGCUUUCUUGAAGUUUUCUAUGUUCAUUUUUUCAAAAAAGUUGAGUUCUUGUGUUUUUAAGGGUGUGUUAGGUUACUGUAGCUUUUAUUUGUAGUUGUUAUGAAUUGUAUGUGAAUUUGAAUCAUAUAUUAUACGUUAAGACGCGGAGAAUGUUUUUUGUCUGUGAACCUGUUGGUUAUUUGUGGCAGUAUUAAGUGUAAUAAUCUGAGAAUAGGAUUAACUGGUGGAUAUAGUUAAUAGAGACAGCCAUAUAAGUCCUGUUUGAUUCUCAUAGGUUUUGAUAGUGAUCCUUUUUAGAUGUAAUAAACUAGAUGAUUUAUUGGUUGAUAUAGUUAAUAGAGACCUGUUCUAUAUAAAUUUGCAAUGUUUUUAUGCCAACCUUUUGUUUCUUUGUAGCAACAACAACAACAACAUACCCAAUGAAAUCCCACAGUGUGUAGCAGUUUUGGUUUUAAUAAUUGGUAACAGUAUUACUUGGUGGGUAAAUCUAAUAAAGGGAAAAACUUAGUGCCUAUUAUGAACAAUUUUUGAGCAAUUGAUUCAUUUAUAAUCUAUGUUUGGACUGUUAGCAAUGAAUAAUAUGCAUGUGCUGCAGAUGCUAUUAGGGUCGUUUGGUUGCUGGUUAGAGUUAUGCAGGGAUUAGUUAUCCAUGUAUUAGUUAUUCCACCUUCUACCCUGCAUAAAAUAAUACAUAGAUUCCUUCAUAACUUAUACAUGUAUUAGUUGUGCGGGAUUGUAAACUGGUAACCAAACACCGUACUUGUUGUGCUGAAUUUUAUACAUAGCAACUAAAAUGCUACCAAACAUGGUACUAGUUUAAUACAUGAAUAAUUCAUUUCCUGACCAGCAACCAAACGACCCCUAUGGUUUUACAUUUCAGCAAUAUGUGACCUGUUGUUGUGGUUUAUUGCAGCAGCAAGAAACAAGUCUGUUGUGGAUCCAUUAAAACUUGGAGGGCUGUUGUUGCUGAGGUGAUUGGGGCUUACAUUAGCUUUUUCAUUGAACAAAGCAUUUCAAGUUCAUCCAACCAUCGAACAUGGUUGGCAGCCCUUUAAGUCGGAAAUGUAAAACGAAAAGCUCCAUAUGUAGUGAAGUUAAAGAAAACCAGUUAGAAGGAGCACUUCCUACUUCGGUGUUAUCUGUUGGGAGAUCUAGCAAGAAGGACGCCCAAAUUCUAAAGAAGAAUUCAUCACAUGCUUUAAGCACAAAAGCUUUGUGUGGAACAGAAACCGAAAGCACACGUGAGUUGAGUAGCGCUGAGACAAAGAAUAGAAGUUCAUUUUCCUCUCCUACAAUUAGUUCUUCCAAAAAAACUUAUACAGAAAAGCAAAAAGUCCAAGUCCAGCAAAUCAAGCCAAGGUUAAAAAAAGAUUUGGAAUCAGAAACAGCUAAGACAAGCCAAGUGAAAGAUAUUCCUGCUCCUAGAAGACCACCCUUGCCUGUACCUGCUCCUAGAAGACCACCCUUGCCUGUACCUAAGAAAAUCAAGAAGAUUUCAGCUCCGCCUCAGGUCCUAAAGGAAAUAACGCCCAUCAAGACUUCUAUCCAUCAAUCACCAGAAACAGCUAGACAUACAAAGACACAGAGCAAAGCUCCCGUCCUUCAAUCCAAAUCUCAAAAGGCUCCAACUUCACAGCUUCCACAGAAAAGGAUCCUCAACCAGAGUUCUGUAAGGCAAUCUGAGCCAUCUAAAGAAUAUGUUAGAAGGUCUGGGACCCAGAAAACAUCGGUUCCUCCCCAGGCUUUGGCGGGAAAGACAAGGAUUACGGCCUCCAUCGGGAAGUCUAAAUCAUCCACAAGUACCAAGGAGCCUUCAAGAAUUAGAGAGACAUACUUAGGACAUGAAGAGCCCAAGCCCGUUCAUCAUAUUGUGUGGGAAGGUCCAGAAGAAACAUUUCAUUCCUCUGGAAUCAUUUGCCCGCUAUGCGAAAAUGAUGUCUCUGACAUGCCUGAUGAAUAUGAAGAUGAAUAUUAUGACGAUAUUGAGCCUUCAGUUUUCCCGAGUGUUGCUAUUUUGCCAUGUGGACAUUCUUUCCACGCCGAAUGCUUGGAACGCAUUACCCCUGAAGAAAACUCUAGUGAUCCUCCAUGCUUUUUUUGUCUCAGUUGAUGCCUUGAGCCUCAAUCAAUUUGUUGAGGGUAUUCUUGAAGCAGCUUGAAGUAAUUUUGCCAAGUGUACAGAUUCCUUAUAGUUCAAAAUCAGCUGCUCAUUUUGUUCUCAUUUUUUGUCAAUAUAUAAAUAGAAACAUUCUACAGGCUAAAUUUUCAACAUUAUUUGUGAGAUUUUAUAUGCUUAUUGAAAAGUUUUCAGUGCUUCAGUUUUGGCAUGA
Messenger RNA from Lycium ferocissimum, 2694 nucleotides. RefSeq lists its product as uncharacterized. NCBI's taxonomy places the organism in Eukaryota, Viridiplantae, Streptophyta, Magnoliopsida, Solanales, Solanaceae. The record is from RefSeq and is a predicted model, not a curated record. Bases 1401 to 2474 code for a protein of 357 amino acids. The transcript has 3 exons.